CUCCAACGAGACUCUCUCCUGUGUCAUCAUCUUCGUCAUCGUUUACUACUCCCUGAUGUCGGGUGUCAUCUGGUUUGUCAUGCUGACCUACGCCUGGCACACCUCCUUCAAGGCACUGGGCACCACCUACCAGCCACUGCUGGGCAAGACCUCCUACUUCCACCUCAUCACCUGGUCCAUCCCCUUCGUCCUCACCGUGGCCAUCCUGGCCGUGGCGCAGGUGGAUGGUGACUCUGUCAGUGGCAUCUGCUUCGUGGGCUACAAGAACUACCGCUACCGGGCCGGCUUCGUCCUGGCGCCCAUCGGGCUCGUCCUCAUCGUCGGGGGCUACUUCCUCAUCAGGGGGGUCAUGACACUCUUCUCCAUCAAGAGCAACCACCCCGGGCUGCUGAGUGAGAAGGCAGCCAGCAAGAUCAACGAGACCAUGCUGCGCCUGGGCAUCUUUGGCUUUUUGGCCUUUGGCUUCGUCUUCAUCACUUUUGGCUGCCACUUCUAUGACUUCUUCAACCAGGCAGAGUGGGAGCGAAGCUUCCGGGAAUACGUCCUGUGUGAGGCCAACGUGACCAUUGCCACACAGACCAACAAGCCCAUCCCAGACUGUGAGAUCAAGAACCGGCCGAGCCUGCUGGUGGAGAAGAUCAACCUCUUUGCCAUGUUUGGUACUGGUGUCUCCAUGAGCACCUGGGUCUGGACCAAGGCCACUCUGCUCAUCUGGAAGCGUACCUGGUGCAGGCUGACGGGGCAGAGCGACGACCAGCCCAAGAGGAUCAAGAAGAGCAAGAUGAUUGCCAAGGCCUUCUCCAAGCGCAAGGAGCUGCUGCGUGACCCGGGCCAGGAGCUGUCCUUCAGCAUGCACACUGUCUCACACGAUGGCCCCGUGG
Molecule: messenger RNA, 881 nt
Organism: Merops nubicus (carmine bee-eater)
Lineage: Eukaryota; Metazoa; Chordata; Aves; Coraciiformes; Meropidae
Gene: SMO
Product: smoothened, frizzled class receptor
Exons: 6
Biological process (GO): positive regulation of smoothened signaling pathway; smoothened signaling pathway; commissural neuron axon guidance
Cellular component (GO): cilium; dendrite; plasma membrane
Molecular function (GO): transmembrane signaling receptor activity; patched binding
Source: RefSeq, a predicted model, not a curated record